UACAUUGGAUUGUUGCUGUUUCCAUGUUUUUUUUUUCUGUUUAAAUCCAAAUUUAUUUUUAAGAAUCCGAGAUUUCCUUCUUUAUCUCCUUGCUUCACUCGAAUUUUGUAAUUUACUCUUUCUGCGAUUUUUCUUUCUCCGUUUAGUUUGAAACUUUUUUUCUUUUCAGAUCUGACUUCAAUGCACACGCAUUCUUAGCAACUCAUUUUUCUUUUCUUCUUUGAUCUGGAUGUCACUUUCUGAUUGUAACUGCAUAUUCCAUUAUCGUCUCCUGUAAUUUGAUUUUUUUAUAACUUUUUUCGAAAUCAAAUUUCUGUGAUUUUUUGUGGAUUACUUUUUUACUUCUCCAAUGAUGUGCUAGGAAGAGCGGUUGUUGAUAACCAGCAUUAAUAUUUUAGAAUUUUUUUUAGCAUUUUUACAUUUAGUAGUUGCAUAAUGUUCUCCUAACUUAAUUGCAUGAUUGUGAUGGGAAGAAUCUUCACCGUUUUCACUUUAGUCAUUCUAGCGAAAAAUUGUUGACUAAAUUCUGACUUGAGAGUUAACUAAAGUUCUAUCUCUAAUUGUUAAUUUUCCUUUCUGGUUCAAGUUCCUUUUUUUUCCAUCUGAAAUCUUGGAAAUGGAGGAUGCACUGCAUGCUAACGCGCCUUUGGAUUAUGCUUCAAUUCGGAUUUUUCCGAAUCAAAAUAGGUAUGAGGCAUUUGUAUUUAAGGGGAAACAAUCCGAGCAAGUGUUGGCCGGACAUUUGGAACACCUGUUGCCGCAUAUACCUGCAAUAAACAAAUUAUAUGCCAAGGGAUCUAACGCGAACUUUGAUCUUGAGUUGCCAGAAAAUAUGCAUGGUGCUGAAUGGUUUUCAAAAGCUACUGUUACAAGGUUCCUGCAUAUUAUUAGUUCACCAGAUUUGAUAAUUGACAUUAAUACUAUCAUGGAUGAGAUGUCACAGUUGGAGGAGUCGAAAAAAUUCCAUGUUUCAUUAUAUGGAAAGCCUGAAGAAAAAAGCUUGUCAUCUGAUGCUUCAAAGAACGAAUUAUUACGAGCAAUGGACCUAAGGCUUACAGCAUUGAGAAGCAAGUUGGUUGAAACAAUUGACAAGGCUACUGGUGAUACCUGCUCCCGUGAAGCUAUGACUCAUUUAGCAAAAUUUUCUCAACAUUUUGGUGCUGUUAAAAUUGAGAAUUCUUUGUGCAAGUUUAUAGAACUAAAUCAAACGAGCCAGGAUACUGGUCCCUUGAACAAUGAAACACCCUCGACUACAUGUAAGGGGACAAGCAGUGCUGCAAGCAACCCUGUUAAAGUUCGGCAGAUUUCCAGGUCAUCUAACUCUGAUGCCCCUGUUGUCUACGGUGUUUCACCAGCUAAAGCUGCUCAAAUUGAGAGGCAGAGUUCAACAGAAAGUGAGGAGUCUUCUAACUCAAGUGAUGAGGAUCAAAUAUCUGCUGAGAGAAGUCGUUCUCUUGUAAGAUCUGCAACACCCAGAAGGUCGGCAUCCCCAAUGCGAAGGGUACAAAUAGGAAGAGCAGGACCUCGCAGAGCUGCUGCAUUAACUAUAAAGAGUCUCAAUUUUUUUCCUGGCAAAGGGGGGCCAAUUUCUUAUAGAGAUGCUGCUGAAAAUGGCUCUGAAGGGGAAGUAUCUGAGCAACCCUAUAAGAAAUCAGAAAUUGAUGUUAGGAGGAUAACGGUGCAAGAUGCCAUCAGUCUUUUUGAAGGUAAACAGCGGGAUCAAACUGCAGAUAUUCAAAAGAGGAAGUCAUUAGCAGAUGUUUCUAUCAGUACAAAUAAAUCUGUCUUGAGAAGAUGGAGUGCAGGUAUGGGAGAGACCUCUGUUCAAGACCAGCCAGAAGUUGCAACUGAAGAUCCUCUUCCAGUGACUUCCAAUGAUGUGGUAGAUGUCGAUAACCAUAAGAAUUCGGAAGAAGUGGUGUCUGAUUUUACUUCUGAAAGUCACGAUAACGAUGAGAUAAAUGCUGGUGACAUAAAACAGGAAAGACAGGAAAAUAGCUCCUAUGCUAUAGAUAAUGCAAAAGAAAUUGAGUCAAAAGAGGAAACUGCCAGAAAGUUGGCAGCCUCAGAAGAAUGGAAUAAAAGAAAGCAAGAAGAGUUCAACCAGAUUCUUAAGAAAAUGGUUGAAAGCAAGCCUGUUAUGUUUGGAAAGUCCCAGCCCAGCAGAAACCAGAAUAUUCCUUUUGAACAGAGGGGAGGGUCUUAUGAUAAUUAUAAGGAGAAAAGGGAUGCAAAACUCCGAGGAGAGAAUACUGGAAAGCGGGUAGAAAAAGAAGCACAGUUUCGAGAAAUGCAGCAACUACUUGAUAAGAGGAAAGAAAUGUUAUCCAAAAAUCUGAGUGCAAGUAAAAAAAGUGCUACAAGGUUGCCCCAAAAAUCACUAAGAAAUCCAACUCAACCUGCAAAUUCUCCAAAAGAGACCUCUAAACCUAUAGCUACAAAGAAGACAUCUAAAACGUCACCAGUGCCUGCUAUUCGAAAAUCAUGGUCAGCAAUGCCUUCACCAAGGGCUGCAGGGACAUCUCCUGUUAAAUCACGCAGUGGAAUUUCAUCUGCUAGCACCACCCCAACACGUCGGAAACCAAUCUCGACAUCUUCUGUGCCUCAACCAAUCCCCCAAAGGGAGAAGUCCCAGCAUCGAAACAGAAAUGAGAAAGAACCUCAGACUGGCAGUGCCAGAAGUGUCAAAAGCAAUGAGAAAUGGCAGACAGCUGUUGCAAAUAAGAGCAAGGCAACCAAAGCAAAAGUAACGAAAGCUUCUGAAGAAACCACUGUUCCUUCAAAGAUUAGCUUGGCUAGCAAGGGAACCAAGAAAAGCAGUGUGGUGCCAUUGGAAUCGAAACCAUUUCUACGUAAGGGUUCUCGGAUGGGAAAUGGUACAGGGACUGGUGCUGGUAAUCUUAACAAGAGAAAAACUCCUCCUAAGCUGGACAAAUCUCUCACUGAAAAUGGUAUUCAACAUCAAGAAACGGAAUUGGUUCUCAAUGCUUCUGAUCUGAACAGUCAACAUUCAGACAGGGACACUGCAACACCCACUCAUCAGAAUGCUGCUACAGAACCAGAAACUCAGGUAAAUAACCACUUGCAAUGUGGUGAAAUAGGAAAUUUAGACCAAGAUCCUACUGAAGUUGGUGAUGUCUCAACAGAUGUAAUAGAGUCUCCCAUAGAAAUAAGGAAUGAAGAGUCAACCAUAUCACCCUCUGCCUGGGUGGAGGAGACCGAAGAGGAUCUGGAACUGUCCAGGCCAUGCGAGGACAACACAUUUCAACCCACAUCUCUGGCUGGUAUCCCUCCAGCAGGAUCCGCUAGUCCCCGUGUUCGCCAUUCUCUGUCGCAAAUGCUUCAAGAAGAAAACAGUGAACCUGACACUUGUGAAUGGGGAAAUGCUGAGAAUCCUCCGGCCAUUAUAUCCCAAAAAGAUGCACCCAAAGGUUUCAAAAGGCUCCUGAAAUUUGCUCGGAAGAGCAAAGGUGGUGGUGAUACAGGUUCUACUGGUUGGUCUAGUCCAUCCGUAUUCUCCGAAGGAGAGGACGAUGCUGAGGAUUUUAAAAACUCCAAUAAAAGAAAUGCCGACAAUCUACUGAGAAAGGCUGCCCUUAAUAUGAAGAGUUAUGGGCAACCAAAAAGUUCAAUGCAUGAAGGAUAUGAAAGAAAUUUAGCAAGUAGAGAUGAUGGCAAGGGUUCUAACAAGGUGCAUGAUGGUGUCAGUUCUACAAGAGCGACAAGGUCAUUCUUUUCUCUUUCAGCUUUUAGGGGAAGCAAACCCUCCGAGUCAUAGUUUGGUUGAUGGCUAUGGAAAGUAAGAUCAUUGAGUUUGCUUUGCCAUAAUACAAGGGAAGUUUCAUGUUGUAAAUUCAUUGAACUGCGUCGAGGUAUUUUAUAACAUUACCCUGCAGUUAGCACUCAAAUACUCCACGUCCCCGUCCUUAGCAGAUUUUCUAUACUUGAUUUAAUUGUUGUGAUGGUUGUACCAAGCGUUCAUUUCAUAAUAUGUUACUAUAACUUAUAUGAAUAUUGAUCAUGUAGAUAACUAAAAUAUUGGUACCAAAUUUUUUGUUUAAUUGUUUUUCAUAGUUAUUGCCUUAUUGGUGAAACUUGUUAUGGAGAGGUUACUUCUUUCUUUUGGUAUGGAGUAUAUAUCUACGGUUACUGUCA
Messenger RNA from Arachis stenosperma, 4155 nucleotides. RefSeq lists its product as uncharacterized. Lineage: Eukaryota; Viridiplantae; Streptophyta; Magnoliopsida; Fabales; Fabaceae. The transcript is spliced from 8 exons. The record is from RefSeq and is a predicted model, not a curated record. The coding region runs from base 617 to 3778 and encodes 1053 amino acids.